UGAUGGUUGUGACGGAGUGAAAAAAAGGGAGGAGUAUGAGGAAGGGAGCACUUAUUUUCCGCCAUAUUUCCAAGCAGUUGAUUAAAUGUAGUGGAAAUAUAUACUUUUCACUCUUUAUCUCAUGCUAUCAUCACUGUGGAUUUUGCACUGGAUUGAAAUAAUACAUUCUGCUACUGUUUGAUUAUUCUACAUUACCGGGAUCUAAUGGCAUGUAUCUAUCUUUAAAAAACGCCUUCAGUGGAAUUACUAUUUAUUUACUCCAUUUUCCUUGUAUCUUUUACUUCUCAUAACUAAAACAAAAUCCUGUGUGAUUUUUUAUAAAUUGUGUGUUAGGUAUCAAUAUCAUAUGAAGUCAUUAUUUUCCAAAGUUCUGUUUUUUAAUCGAUGGAAGUAUACACAUAACUGUAGGAAGCUUAUGUUACUCUCCAGAAGUCUGAAGAAAGUCAAACGAGAAGGCUAUAAUUUUAAGCUAUUCAUCCACGAGCUUUACAAUCCGGUACUCCGUAAGAUAUAUUGACUAUUGGUGAAAUCCAUAAUCAAGGGGACUUGGUGUCACAAAGGAUAAGCUUUUAUCGAUGAUUACCAAAUGAAGAAAAGCAAGUCAUAAUUGCUCUUUGGAUACCAUAAUGAGCUUUAGCAGUGACGAAGUUAAUUUCCUUGUAUAUAGGUACCUACAAGAAUCAGGUUUCAUUCAUUCGGCAUAUACUUUUGGAAUUGAAAGUCAUAUCAGCCAAUCAAAUAUCAAUGGAGCUUUGGUUCCUCCUGGGGCUUUACUAAAUAUUAUUCAGAAAGGUCUACAAUACACAGAAGCUGAAAUAAGUAUUGGAGAGGAUGGCUCAGAAAGAGGAAUUGAAUCACUACCACUCAUUGAUGCAGUUAUGCCAGAUGUUGUAGAGUCAAGGAAACAAGCUGCUGCAAAAGCUCACCAAAUAAAGACAGAGAAUGCCAACACUAAUGGAGAAGAUGCUUCUCAUUCGCUAGUGAACCAUACUGAUACUAUGGACAUUGAUGGCACCCUGGAAAUUCCCAGCAGUAAAGCUACUGUAUUAAGGGGACAUGAAUCAGAGGUGUUCAUAUGUGCAUGGAACCCUACAAAUGACCUGUUAGCCUCUGGUUCAGGAGAUUCAACUGCUCGGAUAUGGAAUAUGAAUGAUAACAGCAAUAAUGCUAACCAGUUGGUUCUUCGUCAUUGUAUACAGAAAGGGGGAACAGAAGUUCCUAGUAAUAAAGAUGUUACUUCUCUUGACUGGAAUUGUGAUGGUACGCUCUUAGCGACAGGAUCCUAUGAUGGCUUUGCUAGAAUAUGGAGUACUGAUGGCCAACUGGUAAAUACACUUGGUCAACAUAAAGGACCCAUAUUUGCUCUGAAAUGGAAUAAACGAGGAAAUUAUAUUCUUAGUGCUGGUGUGGAUAAGACAACAAUUAUAUGGGAUGCCAGUUCAGGACACUGUACACAACAAUUUGCAUUUCACUCUGCUCCUGCGCUGGACGUUGACUGGCAGAGUAACACAAGUUUUGCUUCCUGUUCAACUGAUCAGUGUAUACAUGUUUGUAAAUUAGGUGUGGAAAAACCAAUAAAAACAUUCCAAGGCCAUACAAAUGAAGUAAAUGCAAUCAAAUGGGACCCACAAGGUUUACUCCUGGCAUCUUGUUCAGAUGAUAUGACAUUAAAGAUAUGGAGUAUGCGACAAGAUCAGUGUGUCCAUGAUUUACAAGCACAUGAUAAAGAAAUUUAUACGAUCAAGUGGAGUCCUACAGGUCAAGGCACUAACAACCCUAAUGCCCCAUUAAUAUUGGCAAGUGCAAGUUUUGACUCAACAGUUCGGUUAUGGGAUGUUGAGCAAGGUUCUUGUAUCCACACACUAACGAAGCAUCAAGAGCCUGUCUAUAGUGUAGCUUUUAGUCCAGAUGGAAAAUAUUUAGCAAGCGGAUCCUUUGAUAAAUGUGUUCAUAUCUGGAAUGUACAGAGUGGAUUAUUGGUACACAGUUACCGAGGAACUGGUGGAAUAUUUGAAGUUUGUUGGAAUUACCGUGGUGAUAAAGUUGGAGCCAGCGCCUCGGAUGGUUCAGUUUUUGUCUUGGAUUUACGGAAGUGAUCUCAAGUUGCUACUGCAUUUAAUGUUACCUGCUACAAAUGAUUGUGUACCCCAGGAUGAAAGAUGGCGACAAGCAUUACGUCAGCAACAGUAGUUGGCUCACCAGCUGACUGAGGGUAACACUACCAGCUGGCAGGUGUUCCCUUUCAGAUCCAAGGCACCUGGACUCAGUGAUGCUGCAUACAAACUAAAAUUACAUUCAUACGAAUACACACACACACAUACACAUUUGCACGCAUACAUGUCACAUCAAGGCGGCAGCAGCAUGCCCCCUCAGAUCUGUCCAACAGGAAGUAUUUGUCCUGUCUUGUUUUAUUUGUAAGUCAAUUCAGCUAUCUGACAAUGGCUUAGCAAUGAUAUUAAAAACAAAAUAUAAAAAGUUCCCUUCCCUAGCUUUGUCAUUAUGAGAAGUGAGCAAGAUUCCUGUAAUUAUUGGUUCUAAAUAAGUUUGAUCUCCUUAUUAGUUUUAUGCCUCUCAUAGCAUAUGUUGUGACAGUAAUGACCAUUCCUUUUCCUAGCUUUAGUGGGGUUUUUUUCUGUUUUAUAACUGUGUAUAAAGCUGCUGAUUCUUUUACCGAAAUAUGUUGCCUUCUCUUUUUGCUCAAGGUGCAUCUCUGUCUAUCUUAAUCUGCAUUAUCUUUUCGCAAAUGAAAUCAUGAAAGUAGAGCAAAUAUUUUUUACCUCUGUUCAUUUUUCUGGUCCACUAGUGGAAUAAUUUUUGUUAUAAAUUUUUAAAAAAUUUGUGUCAUUUUUCAGUUUUUAUAUAUUUUAAACGUUUCUCUGCAUUUAGUCUUAUUUAGUCAUUUUUGUUUAAGUUAAUCCUCAUAAAAUUUGAUUGCUUUACCAGUCUCAUUGUUUGAAAAAAAAAAAAUAUCUGUGCAUAGUUUAAAAUGUGUGAAUUGAUAGUGUGUAUGAUUUUUAUGUAAUAUUUUUGAGAUAGAUUGAACUAUUUUUUAUGUAUUUUCAUAUCUGGGUAUAUUACAGAUUGUAUUAUAUUUGGAUUCAGGCAUUAAUGGUUAUCAUAUAUUUUGUUGAUUCUUGAAAAAAAAUCAUUAAUUUGUUGGGUUUUAAGCUUAACAUUUUUGCAUUAUGAUUUGAUUAAUAUGUAUACAUAUAUAUAUAUAUAUAUAUAUAUAUAGCUCACACUAUUGAAGGUAACAUAAUUUCUUAUGUAAAAUAUGAAAGGUUAGUAGGAAAAGCUGAGAUGAUAGAAUGCAUUAGAAACUUCUUUCAAAUUUUUAUCACUGUUUUUAGCUAAAAAUUUUAUUGAUGUUGACUUCUGUUGCUCAUCUUUCUGGUUUUCAUAAAUGUCAGUGUUAUACUGGGUUUUUUUUUUUUUUUCCUUUAAUGAUUACACUUCUUUCGAAGAAAAGAAAACAGUUUUUCAUGUCUCAUCAAAAGAAAUCAAUAUUAGAUAUAUUGAAAAAGAAUAUUAGAUAUUAAGAUAUCAAAGAAGGCUAUUAGCUAUUAUCAUGGUUUGGUUAUUGUGGAAUAUCUCAGUAACAUUUCUUUUUUUUUUUUUGUUUGGAUAUCUUGCAUUGCAGUCUGUUUCGAGUGGGUGAAAACUAAGAUAAUUCAAUAAUCUGAAAGAUAGCAAUCUGAACUGACAGAAACUUUUGGAAGUGUUUCUGCAUAUGUGUUUGACUUUCUGUGUUUGUGCACAAAUUUGUAGUGCACCUACAUGCACAGUAUCUUUACUCAAGAGCUUUUGCAGCAGCAUGCAAAAAGAAGAGGGUUAUAUUUUAUUCUUGUUUACAUAUCAGUGUCAUUGGUAGUGAUGAAUUUUGGUUGCAAAAUCUUUGGCUAGCUACCAGUUGGCUUUAUCAAGUAAUUAAGUUCAUUCAAAAUGUCUUUUGCUGGUAGUUCUAUCUCUUGUCAUUUUAACGUUUUUGGUUCAGUAAACCUUAAAUAGUAAGAUACAAGCAGCAUGUCCUGUAAUUUUUAUAUAUACCUACAUACCCGAACUUUUAAGUAUGUUAGCAAUUACUUCUUGAAGGAAUUUGUAAUAGGUUUUGAUUAAACAUUACUUGUUUUUAGUAUAAAUAUUCAGAUUUUCUGUUUUAAUAGGAAAAUAGACUUACUUAAUUUUAUUGAUACGAUAUACCAUACCCUUACUCAAUUGAUUCAUAUAUUUUAUCUUUUCCUAAUUUAGUAUUAGGUAUUUUGUAGGUAAAACUGAACUGCCAUAUGUAGCAAUUUUCACUGUUGAUUCCUUCUAUUUAUAUCUAAUAUCCUAAAUUUUAAAAACUAAUGGGAGAUCACUUCAAGACCGAUAAAUCAAAUGAUGCAAGCUCCAGGUGAAAAUAAUGACAAUAUUUUCCCCCAUUACUUGGUGAUGAGGGAGUGUUAAUCUUUUUAUUGUAUAAUAAAAUAAAAAAAAAAAAUUGAAAAGAUAAA
This is a messenger RNA of Octopus bimaculoides (California two-spot octopus), 4493 nucleotides long. Its product is annotated as F-box-like/WD repeat-containing protein TBL1XR1. Lineage: Eukaryota; Metazoa; Mollusca; Cephalopoda; Octopoda; Octopodidae. Gene Ontology annotation, biological process: regulation of transcription by RNA polymerase II. Gene Ontology annotation, cellular component: histone deacetylase complex. Gene Ontology annotation, molecular function: protein binding; transcription corepressor activity. The record is from RefSeq and is a predicted model, not a curated record.